Molecule: messenger RNA, 318 nt
Organism: Pelecanus crispus (Dalmatian pelican)
Lineage: Eukaryota; Metazoa; Chordata; Aves; Pelecaniformes; Pelecanidae
Source: RefSeq, a predicted model, not a curated record
GUGAAGAUCUGGUUCCAGAACCGCCGCAUGAAGUGGAAGCGGAGCCGCAAAGCCAAGGAGCAGGGGGCUCAGGCGGAGGCCGAGAAGCAACGAGGGCUCAGCAAAGCCUGCGAGAAACUGCUGCCCGGCGAGCCCCGGGGGCAAGCUGCUGAAAGCCCAGAGUUCAUGGGGCACAGCCCCAGCACGGGCUUCCUGCACCGCAGCACCGCUGAGCUGGGCUAUGGCCCGGACUCCUCCUGCUCGGGGGGCGAGGAGGAAGAAGAAGAGGAGGAGGAUGAGCUGGGUGCCACGGAGAGGAAGAUCGGCUCUGUGUUGUGA